AUGAGAGCAUGUAUGGGAGUUGCUUUAGUGGCGAUGAUUGUUAGUGAUUGUGAUAAUGAAUAUGAAAAAAUUGUUCAAAAUAGUACUAUUGCUAGCAAUUUAGUAUUAAAUAUAACUGAUUCUGCAAAAGAUAAUCUAUACAAAAGUGUAUCAGAGGAAUAUAAAAUAGACGGUUUUUUAAGUGCCCUUUUGCUGACAGAUCCGUACCCGAAGUUCAAUUGGAGUAAGAAGAUUCAAGAUACAAUACUCGCUUCCUUCUUCUGGGGAUACAUGUUGCUGCAAAUCCCCGCCGGACAGCUCGUUCAUCGUUUCGGAUCACGUUAUCUAUUAUCAGGGGCGCUUUUUAUAAACUGCGUUGUAUCUUUUUCAUUACCUUGGGCUGCUUUUUAUGGUGGUUGGAUAUGCAUUCUCAUCUUUAGAAUAACUCAAGGCUUGAGUCAAGCUUGUAUCGUACCAGGAAUUCAUACACAUCUAGGCAAAUGGACACCUCUGAAGGAAAGGAGUCGUUUAAGCGCUUGGGCGUAUGGAGGUCAAGCUUUAGGACCAGUGCUCAGUUUCCCAAUAACAGGCUUUAUAGCUGCAUCACCACUGGGCUGGCCUGGUAUCUUCCGUUUCUAUGGUCUUCUCUCGGGACUUGUUGGUUGCUUAAUAUGGUGGACGAUUUCUGAUACGCCAGCCCAACAUCCCAAAGUAUCCGCGGUUGAAAGGCAAUACAUAGAAAAUGAUUUGGGUGACACUGAUGACUCGAAGAAACCUAAGUCAGUCCCGUGGUCAAAAAUAUUAACACACCGUGGAAUGUAUGCUAUAUGUAUAGCGCAUAUUGGAAUGUCGUGGGGCCAACUGACCCUUUACUCGGAGCUACCGGCCUUCAUGGACAAAGUCAUGGGGGUCAAUAUUAAAGCGAACGGACUACUCACGGCGCUUCCAUUCCUAGCUAUGUGGUUUACCAACUUCUUCUUCUGUUGGGCUGCUGAUAUGCUCAUUGUUAAGAAUAUACUCAAUGUCACUCACACUAGAAAAUUAGCUAAUUCCGUGGGUUGUAUUCCAGCUGCAAUUGGUUUGAUUGUGCUGGCAUUUGCACCUAAAAAUAUUGUAGUUGUUGAAUCGCUUCUAGUCAUCAUCUGUUCGUUCACGGUUGCAACUCACGUCGGAAGUUAUGUCAAUCACAUUGAUAUAUCGCCUCACUUCUCAGGAACUAUGAUGAGCAUCAGUAACUUUGUGGCCAACUUGUGUGGAUCUUUAGCUCCCAUUGUCGCUGGCUUUAUUCUUACAGAUGUUACAAGUGAAUAUCUUUGGCGAAAAGUUUUCUUCGUAGCCGCUGGAAUGUAUUUCUUUACUAACCUGCUGUACGUACUCUAUGGAACAGCUGAAAGGGCUGAGUGGAACGACCCGCCGGAAGAGAUAAAGACUCCAGAAACGGAACCUUUUCUUACCAAAGAUUAA
Parnassius mnemosyne (clouded apollo) is the source of this 1443-nucleotide messenger RNA. The record is from the annotation of a GenBank genome assembly. Lineage: Eukaryota; Metazoa; Arthropoda; Insecta; Lepidoptera; Papilionidae.